UUCAGAUGCACCGACACUCAUCAUGGCGAGGCACCUUCGCUUCGUUGCGAGGACAGUGAUGGUCCAGGAUGGCAAUGUCGACGCCGCGUACAAGAAUUUGACAAGGUUUCUCAGCCAGGAUGGGAUCAUUGAUCAUGUGAAGCGGAAGCGCUACUACGAGAAGCCCUGUAUAGCGCGCCAGAGAAAGAACUUCGAGAACUGCAGGCGUAUCUACCACUCAGAAAUGGCCAGAAAAAUAGCCUUCAUCUCCAGAACAGACAGAGAAGAUCCAUGGCUCGGAUGCUAGUGUGAUGGAGUUGUGGAUCAGAAGAGGACUGACUAAAGAUGGGACACCAGAAUGGACAUUUUACAACCUUUAAAUACUGAGUGAUAUGGUUGUGGAAGAAUUUGAUGUGCAAGAAAAUGCAGCAUUUUCAAUUUUCAUUAUUGUUCGUCGAUGUUUGCUAUAUAAAAAAUAAGUGUUAUCUAUGUCAAGAGCAGUCUGAUGAAUAUUAAGUUAUCAGGAAAAUUAAAUAAUAAAUAAACACUGUCAUGCUCCACCAAUUUAAUCUCACUGUUUAAAGACCUUGAAAUGGUACAACAGGGGCCGUUGUGUUAUGCUGAAUACAGAUGGCAUAACAAGGCUAACGCAUGUAUUAGAUUUCUGACCACAAAUCCUUUUUUAAAAUGUUGACACUCAUGUUGUCCCCUAUGCUGAAUAAAAAUAAAGUGGUGGUAUUCGAUACCUCACCAGUAUUAAUAGCUCUGUAAAAUGUUUCUCUUCACAAAGUGGCCUAAGACUUGAUUCACUCUACUGUAUACUAAUCUGAUUAUGUGAUUAUGUAACACUAUACGGCUUUAUCUACUACAGAGACGUGAUAUCAAACCCCUUAAGCUGGUCUGCCAUUUACCUUGAUGCAAAACUAUUGGGAUGCACUGAUUCUCUACAAUAAAAAGCUACUGAUA
Molecule: messenger RNA, 945 nt
Organism: Synchiropus splendidus (mandarinfish)
Lineage: Eukaryota; Metazoa; Chordata; Actinopteri; Syngnathiformes; Callionymidae
Gene: mrps21
Product: mitochondrial ribosomal protein S21
Exons: 2
Coding region: 23-286 (87 amino acids)
Biological process (GO): translation
Cellular component (GO): ribosome
Molecular function (GO): structural constituent of ribosome
Source: RefSeq, a predicted model, not a curated record